AUGGCAGCGGCGGCCAGCCGGAGCAGGGAGGAACGGUGGAGCCUCGCCGGCAAGACGGCGCUCGUCACCGGAGGAAGCAAGGGGAUCGGGCGCGCGAUCGUGGAGGAGCUGGCGGGGUUCGGGGUACGCGUGCACACGUGCGCCCGCACCGCCGCCGACCUGGACGAGUGCCUGCGCGCGUGGGCCGCCGACGCCCGCCUGACGGGGCGCGUCACGGCGUCCGUCUGCGACGUGUCGGUGCGGGGUGACCGGGAGCGGCUGGUGUCCGCGGCGCGGGCGGAGCUGGGGCCCAAGCUGGACAUCCUCGUCAACAACGCCGGGCAGACCAUGUUCGGCGCGGCCACGGACACGGCGCCCGGCGACUACGCGCGCCUCAUGGCCACCAACCUCGAGUCCUGCUUCCACCUCGCGCAGCUGUCGCACCCGCUGCUCGUGGAGGCGGCCGGCGGGGGAGGCGGCGCCUCGGUGGUGAACGUGUCCUCCAUCGCGGGGCUGGUCGCGUACCCGGCGCUGGCGGUGUACUCGGCGACCAAGGGCGGGCUGAACCAGCUCACGCGCAGCCUCGCCGCCGAGUGGGCGGGGGUCGGCGUGCGGGUCAACUGCGUCGCGCCGGGCGGCGUCCGCACGGACAUCUCGAGCAACAACGGGUUGAAGCUGGACCCGGAGACGGAGGCGAGGAUGGUGGCGGCGGAGGAGGCGCGGGUGCCCAUCGGCCGCCUCGGGGAGCCCGAGGAGAUCGCGUCCCUCGUCGCGUUCCUCUGCAUGCCCGCCGCGUCCUACGUCACGGGCCAGGUCAUCUGCGCCGACGGUGGCCGCACCAUAGCUGCAUAG
Miscanthus lutarioriparius is the source of this 831-nucleotide messenger RNA. Lineage: Eukaryota; Viridiplantae; Streptophyta; Magnoliopsida; Poales; Poaceae. The record is from the annotation of a GenBank genome assembly.